AUGAAGCUGAAACGCCGUCGUUUCUCGUAUCUUACCCGUAAACACACAACAUCCGCCUUAGCGAUACGCGUGUAUAAGCAUAUGCUUUCUGUUUUGGAUGCGAAAUCUGAUCGAACUUUAACUGGUAGUGACACUGAUUUGAGAGAUCAGAGUGUGAACGCUGAAUUAAACGAGCAGAAUUUUUUCGACAAUUCUGGUUUUGUCUACCAAGACGAGCUACUCGACGAUAUUGACUCUCGUUACAUUAGCAAUCUAUUCUUCGAUACUGAGACUCACUAUAACAAUACUCCAUUUUACCACUCUGACCCACAUUAUAUUGACCCCAGCAUGGCAUUCAUAACCCCUAUCGAUAUUCCCACGCUUAUCAAAGAUUUUCAACGGAUCGUCGUAGAACUUAAAGAAAGCGACAGGAUUAAUCAUUCACUUGCCUACGCCCAUCGCGUCGCGGAUAUUAUCCAAAGAAGAAGCGGUGAUACACCUCUGCGACAUAUCCCCGGUCAAGAUUUUGAAACCGAACAUAAGGAGAAUAGGAAUAGACAGCUCCGCGACUUGGACACUGAAAACCGACAGCUUCGUCAACUGUAUGAAGACGCUCAGUGGACCCUGCAUCUUGUCAUGGAGUCGCAUAGAAGGGAGUUGGAAUCUCACUUUGGUCAUGAUAACGCUUUGUCUCUCCCUUCGGAGAGACAAAAUGAUGCUGAAACAAACAACAUCAGACAAAAAUUCUAUCAGAAUGCUGCACUUAUGGCCAGGGGUGUGAACGAGGUGCUUCAGCAUGAAAAACGGAUGAACGAGGCGUUUGCUCAAAGGAUAAGAGAACUAGAGGUGGAAAAUGAGGUCCUUAGAUGUGUAUUGGAAAGCCGACCUGGAGUGGAUGUUGAUGCAGUUAUUGAUCGUCUGGAGCACAGAAUGCUGCUGUCUUCAACUGGAUCGUUGGGCGACAUUUCCACAAACUCAUCGGCUGACUUUGAGUAUCACGAUAACCAGGACGUAAAUGCGACACCCGUGAAGAAAAAAUCUAAAUCUAGUUUCGCGACAAGCGCUGAUGUUAAGUAG
This is a messenger RNA of Necator americanus (New World hookworm), 1056 nucleotides long. RefSeq lists its product as uncharacterized. Lineage: Eukaryota; Metazoa; Nematoda; Chromadorea; Rhabditida; Ancylostomatidae. Bases 1 to 1056 code for a protein of 351 amino acids. The transcript has 9 exons. The record is from RefSeq and is a predicted model, not a curated record.